AUGAUGCUGGGAAAGGUCGUCGGGCCUCUUGCGGCCUUGAUUGCGGCGCUUCCCUUCGUAGACGGCCAGGCCAUUCGCUUCAACAAUCCAGAGGGCGUGGAUAUCUGGUGCGGCAAAGCCUACCGCGCGACUAAUUCGUCCUUCGACCCGGGUGGCUGGUUCCCGGAACCUGCCAUCUCGCAGGUACCGCUCCUGCGCCUCAAAGUCCGGCCCCGGUUGAGCAUUUAUCUCGAGACCGACGACACCGCGAACUUGCUGAUCGACGCUGCAAUCUCGAAUCAAGUCGGGUCACCUCUGCCUCCAGGAUUUGGGCAGAACUCCACCAGUGCUGCACCGAAGACACUGAAGAUUGAGAUUAUCAACGGGGAAGAUGUUCUGGCGACCGAAGACAUAGAAUUGGGGUCGGUGGACAACGAGGUGCCGCUUCCUCUGGAUACCUUGGCACCCCGGAUGGAUGCAUACAGCAUCACCGUGCGCACAACGCUCGACUCGACACACAUCUACGAAGGCUGGACCGAAUUCUCCUUCCUCCCCUAUCCGGAGGAUUACGGUAGUGUAGCACGCAUUGACAACCUCUAUGGUGGUCUCCUUGCGCAAAGAGGAAAGGAUGCCGAAUGGGACUUGAUCUUCGCGUACACCUACUACACCCAAUGGACUCUCUACUGGAAUGAGAGCGUUGAUACCCUGAACGAAUUUGCGGCGAUGGGCUACAACGUUAUCCACAUCGUGCCUACGGGUAGUCUUGGCGAGAUCCCCUUUCCAUGGGACGAGUUUGAGCCCUACCUCCAGCGGGCCGAUGAACUCGGGAUCUACUUCCGCUAUGACGUUCUCUGGACAUGGCCCAACUUGACAAACAUGGUUGAUCAAGUUACUCGGCUGCGCACACAUCCAUCAAUAUUGCUUUGGUAUCAGAGCGACGAGGCGGAUGGAAAGGCGAACCCGCCCAACUCGACGGGGAUCGCGUACGAGCAGAUCAAGUCUUUGGACCCGUACCACCCAGUCUCAUUGGCAUUGAACUGCUGGGACUUUUACUACGCAGACUACGCAGCAGGCGCUGAUAUUGUCAUGUCUGAUGUGUACCCCGUGGCUAUCAAUGCGACAUUCUCGCCGGUAUACGACACAGUUUGUAAUACGACAUAUGGGUGCUGUGGGUGCGACGACUGUGAAGGUAACUUCGAGGACAUUUCUGUCCGGCUGGACGAGUUCUAUCGCCGAGAUGAGAUUCUCGGAUGGCAAAAGACGCAGUGGUUCGCGCCUCAGGCUUUUGGCAACGAGACGUUUUGGGCUCGAUACCCGACAGCUGACGAGGAGGUCGUGAUGACCAUGCUCUCGGUAAACCACGGUGCCAAAGGUAUCGUGAUGUGGAAUUACCCCGCUACUGAUGAGUUGGAGAACCUCACCAGUCGUCUUGCUGGCGUGUUCACAAACACAGCGGCGGUAGACUUCCUAUUGGGCACAGAGAGGACGCAGGACCUUGCCAUUGAAGGGGCCAAGAGAGUUGACGCCACGGUGUGGGUGGACAAUGCGAAGGGACAAGCACUGAUCAGCGUUGUGAACCUCAACUAUGAUGGCAUUCCAGGCGAGGUUAAAGUGGUUCUCCCUGACGGAGUUAAUGUUGGGGAAGUUGGCGAGGUUCUCUGGGGAGAUGUGGCCUGGGGUUUUGUUGAUGGCGGCUUGGUGGCCACGGAGGGGCUGGUGGGGUUGCAAACCUCUGUAAUCAUUGCAAACCUUCUCUAG
This is a messenger RNA of Colletotrichum chrysophilum, 1737 nucleotides long. RefSeq lists its product as uncharacterized. The coding region runs from base 1 to 1737 and encodes 578 amino acids. NCBI's taxonomy places the organism in Eukaryota, Fungi, Ascomycota, Sordariomycetes, Glomerellales, Glomerellaceae. The transcript is spliced from 3 exons. The record is from RefSeq and is a predicted model, not a curated record.